Molecule: messenger RNA, 846 nt
Organism: Capronia coronata CBS 617.96
Lineage: Eukaryota; Fungi; Ascomycota; Eurotiomycetes; Chaetothyriales; Herpotrichiellaceae
Product: proteasome component PUP1
Exons: 3
Coding region: 1-846 (281 amino acids)
Cellular component (GO): proteasome core complex
Molecular function (GO): threonine-type endopeptidase activity
Source: RefSeq, a predicted model, not a curated record
AUGCCCGGCUUUGACUUCAGUAAUUACAACCGCAAUGCAGCUCUUCACGCACGUGGCGUACCGCUCCCCAAGGCGACCAGUACCGGUACAACGAUAGUAGGGUGCAUAUUCGACAAUGGCGUUGUGAUCGCGGCAGAUACUAGAGCAACGAGCGGCCCUAUAGUUGCUGACAAGAACUGCGAAAAGUUACAUUAUAUCUCUCCCAACAUCUGGUGCGCCGGCGCCGGUACUGCUGCCGACACCGAGUUUACCACCGCCCUCAUUUCCUCCAACCUCGAACUUCAUUCUCUGUCCACAGGCCGGACACCUCGCGUUGUCACAGUCAUGACCAUGCUCAAGCAGCACUUGUUCCGAUACCAGGGUCACAUUGGUGCGUACCUAGUUGUUGCUGGCGUCGACCCCACAGGUGUCGGCUUGUUCACAGUUCAUGCCCACGGUUCGACGGAUAAACUCCCUUACGUGACCAUGGGUUCGGGAUCUUUGGCAGCCAUGGCUGUUUUCGAAUCGACGUGGAAGCGGGACUGCACGAAAGAGGAGGCCAUCAAGGUCUGUUCAGAAGCCAUCUUGGCUGGUAUCUUCAACGAUCUGGGCUCAGGCAGCAACGUGGAUGUUUGCGUGAUUGAGAAGGACAAGCCAACAGAGCUGCUGCGCAACUACAUCCGGCCAAAUGAACGGGCCAAGAAGGAGCGCGACUACAAAUUCCCCCGCGGAACGACUGCGGUACUCAACGAGAAGGUGAUCACCAAAGAAGAGAUUGGCCGCUAUGUCACUGUGCAUGAGUUUGGCAGUGGCAGUGAUUCGGACAGUCUGGUCGUGGUGGAGAAGAUGGACGUGGACGAAGUGUAG